AUGUUCCAGUUUUCUAAAGAAUUCAACGGCAGGCGUCGCGCACGCCUUGAGCCUAGUAGCGAUACAACCAGUAAGAAGCGUGACCGGACUUUGUUCAUGGCGUCUCUUGUCGCGAAGCCGUUCGAUUCAGUUAGGUUGACGUGGACCACGCGAAUUGCACGGUUGCCGACCGUAGUGGGAAAACGGCCAUGGUCCCCGGAAGUCGUUAACACCGUUUGCACGACGGCAGCUUUUGCCGUCAUGUGCCUGCUAGCCGCCUGGCUCUUCCUGGCGCCAGGAAGAUCACAGAUAGAGUCGACGGUUGUCGUCACGUCACUGGUAGACCGUCAGCCGGCAAGUGUAGCGGUCAACCCGCAGCGGUCGUCAGGUGUAACGGUGGAGAUGGAAUCGUUGGAAGAUGACGUCACGGAGACGGCCGACCCCGACGCGAUGGAACCCGCGCAAUCGUUCACUGGCUUCGUGAACGGCCCUCACGCAUUGGAGGCGGAAGCAGCGGAAGAUAAGAUUUCAGCGCCCGUGUUCCCGCUGUGCCAAACGGAGGGUCCAGAUUUCAUCCCGUGCCUGGAGAACGAGGCUGCGAUCAAGGCACUCAAGUCGACGAGCCACUACGAGCAUCGGGAGCGGCAUUGCCCCGGGAAAGACGGCGCGCUGCGCUGCCUGCUGCCGCUGCCCGAGGGGUACAAGGCGCACGUCAACUGGCCCGAGUCGAGGGACCAGAUCUGGUUCGCCAAUGUGCCACACACGCAGCUAGCAAACUACAAGGCGGAUCAGAACUGGAUCAAGCCUGAAGGAGACAGGUUUAUAUUUCCGGGCGGCGGGACGCAGUUUAAGUACGGCGUCACUAAGUACAUCACCUGGCUUCAGGAGGUCUUCCCCUUCCUGUCCUUCGGCAAGCGCAUUCGAGCCAUGCUGGACAUGGGCUGUGGGGUGGCAAGUUUCGGCGCGUACCUCGACGCCUUCCACACGCGCGUCUUGUCUGUAGCGCCCCGGGACGAGCACGAGGCACAGGUUCAGUUCGCUUUAGAGCGGGGCGUGCCGGCGUUGGUGGGAGUGAUGGGGACGCAGAGGCAACCCCUCCCCUCCAACGUGCUUGACGCUCUCCACUGCGCCCGCUGCCGCGUGCCAUGGCACGCAGAGGGUGGCAAGCUGCUAUUGGAGGUGAACCGGCUGCUCCGGCCAGGAGGCUACUUCAUCUGGUCGGCAACCCCUGUGUGCAAGGAGUGUGCCGCCAAGGGCACUGAUGACGAAGGGAUUUGGGCAGCCAUGACAAACCUCACAGCCAGCAUGUGCUGGAAGCGCGUGGGUAAGAAGAUCAGCCACGGGUUCGGCAUUGGGGUAGCCGUGUGGCAGAAGCCGACCAGCAACGACUGCUACGCCGCCCGGCCGGCCGGUGAUCUGCCGCCCAUGUGCCCGCUACAGGACAACGCGGAUGCGGCGUGGUACAUCCCCAUGCAGGCAUGUCUGCAUCCAGUGCCGUCCGGGAAGGAGGAGAGGGGCGGCGCGUGGCCGGCGGAGAGUGAAGAGCGGUUGACUGCGGUUCCAGGGUGGUUAGGGAGAGGGAAGGGGAGGAAGAUAAGAGAGGAGGCAGGAGGGGAGGAGAGCGGGAGGGUAAGAGGGGAGGAGGGAGGGGAGGAGAGAGGAGGGGAGGUGGUGGGAGUGUAUGGGCGGCCGGUAGUGAAGGAGUAUCAGCACGAUGUGGGGCAUUGGGAGCGGGUGGUGCGGCACUACGUGGAUGGGCUUGGGAUCAACUGGGAGGGCGUGCGGAACGUGCUUGAUAUGGACGCACACUAUGGCGGAGGGGAGGUGGUGGGAGUGUAUGGGCGGCCGGUAGUGAAGGAGUAUCAGCACGAUGUGGGGCAUUGGGAGCGGGUGGUGCGGCACUACGUGGAUGGGCUUGGGAUCAACUGGGAGGGCGUGCGGAACGUGCUUGAUAUGGACGCACACUAUGGCGGAGGGGAGGUGGUGGGAGUGUAUGGGCGGCCGGUAGUGAAGGAGUAUCAGCACGAUGUGGGGCAUUGGGAGCGGGUGGUGCGGCACUACGUGGAUGGGCUUGGGAUCAACUGGGAGGGCGUGCGGAACGUGCUUGAUAUGGACGCACACUAUGGCGGUUUCGGUGCUGCUCUAGAAAAGGCCAAGCCUGUGUGGGUGAUGAGCGUGGUGCCCACAACCAGCCCUGACACCCUGCCAGUCGUCUUCGACCGAGGGCUGCUGGGAGUGUACCAUGACUGGUGCGAGGCGUUCAACACCUAUCCACGGACGUACGACCUCGUGCACUCGGAUCACCAUUUUGGGAAGGCGUUGACUGAAAAGAGGUGCGAGGCAGCAGACAUAGUGGUCGAGAUCGACCGAAUUCUUCGCCCCUUUGGCUACUUAAUAGCCCGCGAGCACGCGCAGCACAUCCCUUUCCUGCAGGCCGUGGCGAAGGGGCUAGGGUGGAGCCAGACGGUGCUGGUGAAGGAAGGGAGGGAGGCGUUCGUGGUGUUUCAGAAGACCAUGUGGCGACCAGAGGGGCAGGCAGAGCAGCAGCAGUAA
Molecule: messenger RNA, 2532 nt
Organism: Closterium sp. NIES-65
Lineage: Eukaryota; Viridiplantae; Streptophyta; Zygnematophyceae; Desmidiales; Closteriaceae
Source: the annotation of a GenBank genome assembly